GCCUGUUGCAUAUUCAUACGCCUCAUACAUGAUGCAUAAAUUCCAUUCAAACAAAGGAUUCUGUCUGGUCAGUGUCAGCUUCUUCCUCUGAAUCCUGACGGCGCCUUCAGGGCUGAGCGAGGCAGGAAGAAGUUAGUUUCUUCUGAUAAUGGAGCAAUAAAUUCUCUUUCUCUGAAAGAUUUAGGUGUCCUGUGGCUGCUCUCUCGGUGCGAGUACCUCUUUCCUCUCUUUAAAAAAAAUAUCCCACAUGCAUAGUUUCUAUUUUAACAUUACGUUAUAACCUAAAACUGUAUUUAACACACUACUUGAGAAAAUUAACACAGCGUAGCUUUCUAACAUAACGCAUAUAAUAGUCAUUUUAAUAUUUGUGGAAGGCCAAUCAUAAAACACGCAUUUUUCACCGGGUGCCGGCGCAGGGAACGGAAAAUCGCUGCAAUCCCCUCAGAGCCCAGAACAUUCCAGGGCCCCUGCCCCCUCACAGACGGGGCACGAGCUGCGCAUGCGCGCUUCGCGAGCGCCGCUGGCUGCGGGCGGGCCCCGCCCCCUGCGUUUGCGCACGGCCCCUCGGCAGCGCCCGCUGAGGGCGAGGGCGGGAAAAGGCGCCCUGAGGCCUCAGGGGAGGCCUGUGCUGCCGUGAAAAUCAAGAAUCUGAUGCUGGGGAUGAUUAGAGGAGCCAUCCUGCUCUGCUUGGUGAAAAGUACAGGCACAGGAGUCUCUGCAGAAUGGCAACUGCUCAGAAGCAAAGGAAUUCUGUGAGUGCAGUUGUGUUUCCCAAGAAAAUAGCCACGGAGCAGCAAUCCCUGAUGCUGGUGAAGAGGCUCCUGGCAGUGGCAGUGUCCUGCAUCACGUACCUGAGGGGAAUCUUCCCUGAAAGUGCCUAUGGCACCAGAUACAUGGAUGAUGUUUGUGUCAAAAUUCUGCGAGAAGACAAAAACUGUCCUGGCUCCACCCAGCUGGUGAAAUGGAUGUUAGGAUGCUAUGAUGCCUUGCAGAAGAAAUACCUGAGGCAGAUUGUCCUAGCAGUCUAUACCCAGACAGAAGAUCCUCAGACAGUCACAGAGUGUUACCACUUCAAGUUCAAGUACACCCACAAUGGGCCACUCCUGGAUUUUGGCAGCAAGGACAAGAAGGCUGAGUGCCCCAUCAGCUGUGCAGACACCAAGAAGGCCAGCAUCCUCCUGAUCCGCAAGAUCUACAUCCUGAUGCAGAACCUGAGCCCCCUGCCCAACGACGUCUGCCUCACCAUGAAACUGCUCUACUAUGAUGAGGUUACACCCCCUGAUUACCAACCUCCAGGCUUCAAGGAGGCCAAGGACGAGGGGCUGCUGUUUAAGGAGGAGCCCAUGUACCUGAAUGUGGGGGAAGUGCCAACACCUUUCCAUCUGCUGAAACUGAAAAUUACAACGGAGAGACAGCGCAUGGAGAACGUUGAUAAGAGCAUCCUGAAGCAGGGAGAGACUGCCGAGCCUCUCCAGGUGUGUGGGCUGAGCGGAGAUGACCCAGAGAAAGAGAGCCAGGACAUGAAUGACGAUCCUGGCUUGGAUAAUGAAGUGGAAGAUAAGAAUCAUGUGAAUAUUUCAGAAGCUCAAGAAAAGAAUUCCCCUCAUGAAGAGGAAGCUGGAGGGAUCCAGACUCCCCCCCAUGUUUCUAAUCCUCAGGUUGAUCAUUUGACCCGUAAAACAUCUGAGCUGAUUGUGUCAGAGAGCAGGACAAGAAGUGGAAAGAUAUUCCAAAGCUGCAUUGUGCACCAGGCUGAGCUCUCCUCCAGCCAGGACGUGCUGCCCAAAAGGAGGAAGCUCAGCGAGCCCAAGGAGCAGUUUUAGUUGCCCAAAAGGAGGAGGCUGAGCGAGCCCAAGGAGCAGUUUUAGUUGCCCAAAAGGAGGAAGCUCAGCGAGCCCAAGGAGCAGUUUUAGUUGCCCAAAAGGAGGAGGCUGAGCGAGCCCAAGGAGCAGUUUUAGUUGCCCAUCUCCUGCUGUCCUGAGUUCUCCACUCCUGUUUGUUGUUCUCUGUUGGGUUUGAAGGAUUGUUCUGCUCCGUUGGCAGGCCCAGGGCAGGGUGUUUUAAAGAAGGAAGAUGGCAGGAAGCCCAGCUGACGAAUUCCAGACUCAUUUUGUACAGGACCAUCGGGCAGGACCAGAAAUCCCUGGGUUUGGGGGUUUGUGGGUUGGCUCCGGGUCCUGAUGGCGAUGGAGGGAAUUCAUCCCCCAGCACAAGGUUUCCCCAGUGCCUCUGGGCUCUGGUUCCGAGCUGAGGCCCUGCCUGCCCCGAAACCUCUCCAGUUUUGGGAUGAUUUCCAGGGCUCUCCAGAGGUCUGGGCUGUCAGUUACAGGCUGUUACAGUUUUUGGGGUUACAGUUUUUGCUUUUCCUACCGGGACAGCUGGAGGCGUUGGAUGCUUUGCAUUUCUUCCAGACCAGAAGCACAUCCUCAGGUGAAGAACAAGCUCUCUUCGUGCCUUAAAUUCCAGGCUCCCUGCCAGAACGCAUGAAUUUCGGUAUCCGUGGCUCUUCAGCUCGGUUCCGAGCUGUGGGAGCACCGGGAGAGCCCGGCCGUGCUCAGAACGAUUCCUGGCAGGGCUGGGCCGCGGGGCCGAGUCCUCCUGCAGCCCCAGAGCGUCCGGUGUCACGGAACGGGAGUGAAGCCGCUCCCGCCGCCAGCGGCGGGACAGCUGAACGUUCCUUGGCGGUUUUGGCUUUUACGUUAGCAGUGUCCGUUCGUCAUCGGUCCUCUAUUAA
Molecule: messenger RNA, 2734 nt
Organism: Motacilla alba alba
Lineage: Eukaryota; Metazoa; Chordata; Aves; Passeriformes; Motacillidae
Gene: HORMAD1
Product: HORMA domain containing 1
Exons: 15
Coding region: 723-1823 (366 amino acids)
Source: RefSeq, a predicted model, not a curated record